AUUUCUUCAAAUGGGUACAAUUUGUCUUGCUGCUAAUUUGAAAGUGAUAACCACCCUCCUGCUUCAGAAGUUACUGACGAAAACACUAGAUGAGAUUUCUUCAUCCCUGUGAAGCUGUAAUUCCAUGUAAUGGUUAAUAAGCUAAACCAGGUUGGAAGUUGUUGUUUGGCAGAGCACGACGGCUUAUGGCUGCAGCUCGCUGGACCAUCCAUUCUCUAAGAAGGUAUACAUUCUAUAACUAUGCAUUCCACAUAUGCACCUGCAAAUCUAAUUAGCCUUGGCUGCAUUGGCUAAUUGUAGUGUUUAUCUUGCUCGUGUGACCGGCUCAUGGAGGAAUAUAUCUUCAAAACCUUUACAGGCUACAGAUAUGGCGGCGUCCAGGAUGCGCCGCCGCGACACUGGCCACGAGCUUAGGAGCUUGAUUUUCAAUAGCGCAUGCUCACGGCGGAGUGCCACCGUCGUACUGCAGAAUUGGGUGAACGAAGGCCACAGAAUCUCGGCUUUUCAGCUUCGGCGUGUCUAUAGGCAGCUAAUCAAACGCCGUCGUUUUGGAGCAGCUCUAGAGAUUCUCGUUUGGAUGGAAUCUCAGGAUAGCGCUUUCAUGUCUCCUUCUGAUUACGCAAACAGGUCAGAAUUGACCAUUAAAAUGUACGGUUCAAAAGCUACGGAAGAGUAUUUUGGAAAUCUGCACACUUCCAUUUCAAAGAAAGCUUCUUGUCUUCCUCUUCUCCAUUGUUAUGUUAAAGAAAGAUGCACUGAGAAGGCAGAAGCACUAAUGGCAAAGAUGAACAGCAUGGGGUUUGCUGUCACUACUCAGCCCUUUAAUGAGAUGAUGAAACUCUAUAUGGCCACAUCCCAGUACACUAAAGUCCUAUCUGUCAUCCUCCAAAUGAAGCAAAACCGUAUACCCCUAAACGUUCUCUCCUAUAACCUAUGGAUGAGUGCUUGUGGAAAUACGAGUGGCAUUUCAUCCGCCGAGAGUGUGUACAAAGAAAUGAUCGAUGAUCCGAAUGUUGACAUAGGGUGGACCUCUUUGUGCACAUUAGCUGAAAUUUACCUAAAAUCCGGACUGACCCGCAAGGCUAUUUUGGUGCUCGCGCUUGCAGAAAAGAAAUUAUCUACCUGUAACCGCCUUGCUUAUUUCUUUAUAAUUACGCUUUAUACUUCCUUAAACAACAAGGAAGGGGUGCUCAGGCUUUGGGAAGCUUCUAAGGGUGUGGAAGGAAGAAUGACUUGUGCCAAUUACAUGUGCAUGAUUUCAUCUUUGGUGAAGCUAGGCGAGAUCAAGGAGGCCGAGAGUGUUUUUCGAGAAUGGGAGUGUCAAUGUAGGACAUAUGAUGUUAGGGUCCCCAACAUUCUUCUCGGUGCAUAUAUGAGGAAUGGGUUGGCAAAAAAGGCUCAUUUACUAUGUCUUCACAUAUUAGAGAGAGGCGGGAUUCCAAAUUAUAAGACCUGGGAAAUACUUAUGGAGGGUUGGGUUAGAAGCCGGGAUUUGUCAAAAGACUAGUUUUACGUUCACUUGCAAUUUCCUUUUCACAAGAUUGAAACUUUUGAAGAUGAGCCACACAUGAUUACCCAAACAUGUACAUUAAGAGCCUAGCAUAGUUGGUGUAUCCAUAAGGCUUUUGCAAGGCUGCAAGUUAGAACAUGAGUUUUUCACAUAGAUAUUUUUAUUCCUUUUUGUGGGGAAGGGCAUGACCACAUGGACGGCAAGAAUCUCAAUUCAUUGUUAUCUCAUGAUGUUUUGUAUGUUGGCAAAACGUGUAAUUAGAGGAAAAGAACAUGUGGUAUACUCUUCAUUAUACUUAUUUAAAUUAACUUGCGUGAUAAUUGACUUUAGA
Molecule: messenger RNA, 1841 nt
Organism: Cuscuta epithymum
Lineage: Eukaryota; Viridiplantae; Streptophyta; Magnoliopsida; Solanales; Convolvulaceae
Source: the annotation of a GenBank genome assembly